UCUUUGGGCGGGCGUGUGGGAUGUGAGUGUCCUCACUCCCCUCCGCUGCUUUCUCUCUCUCGCCCUCGCGCUCCCUCCUCCCCCUGCCUCUAGCCCCCUCACGCUCCUUUGGGCUCACGCCCCCCUCCUCCCUCCAGCUGGCGGGGACCGCGCCGCCUCUCAGACCCGGCGGACCUGCUCCGGGAGCUGGGGCCCCCGCUAGGACCUGCCACAGUGCGCCGGAUGGCAGCGGCUGCAGCAUCCCCGCCGGUGGCGGCGGAGGCCACCGCGGACGCUAUUGUUCCCCGAUGUUAGACGCGCGUUCCCUCCUUUGCAUCUGAAACGAACAAUAGCCAGAGAGGAGCUGGGCUCUCCGGACUCCUCGGGAAGACGUUCCCAGGGCGAAAAAAAGAAAAAAAGAAAAAAGAAAAAGUCCCAGGCGACCCAGCGAGUUCUGCAUCCGGACCCUGGAGCGGCUGCCGGCGGCAUGGAGCUGCCGGCGUCCGGGAACCGGGGCGCUGCGGGCGGGCGCCGGAGCGUCCUGCAGCUGCUGCUGCUCGGGCUGCUGCUGCGGGGCGCCUGCGGGGCUGCGGCGCCGGGCGAGGCGGCGGCGCCCACCCUCUACCUUUGGAAGACCGGUACAUGGGGUCGGUGCAUGGGAGAUGAAUGUGGUCCAGGAGGCAUUCAGACGCGGGCUGUGUGGUGUGCUCAUGUGGAAGGAUGGACAACAUUACAUGCAAACUGUAAGCAAGCGGAGAAGCCUAAUAACCAGCAAAACUGUUUCAAAGUUUGUGACUGGCACAAAGAGUUGUAUGACUGGAGGCUGGGCCCCUGGAACCAGUGUCAGCCCGUGAUUUCCAAACGCCUGGAAAAGCCUUCAGAGUGCAUUAAAGGGGAAGAAGGAAUUCAGGUGCGAGAAAUCACAUGCAUCCAUAAAGAGGAUGACGUUCCCGCAGAGGAUAUCAUCUGUGAGUACUUUGAGCCCAAACCUCUGCUAGAACAGGCCUGCCUCAUCCCUUGCCAGCAAGAUUGCAUUGUGUCUGAGUUUUCUGCCUGGUCAGAAUGCUCCAAGACUUGUGGCAGUGGGCUCCAGCACCGGACACGACAUGUGGUGGCACCCCCCCAGUUUGGGGGCUCUGGCUGUCCGAACCUGACAGAGUUUCAGGUGUGCCAGUCUGGCCCAUGUGAAGCUGAAGAGAGCAUGUACAGCUUGCAUGUGGCUCCCUGGAGCACGUGCUCCAUGCCUCACUUGAGACAAGUAAGACAAGCCAGAAGACGUGGCAAAAACAAAGAACGAGGCAAGGACAGAGGGAAAGUGAAGGACCCAGAGGCCCGUGAACUUAUUAAGAAAAAGAGAAACAGAAACAGACAGAACCGACAAGAGAACAAAUAUUGGGACAUCCAAAUUGGAUAUCAGACCAGAGAGAUUACAUGUACUAACAAGUCAGGGAAAGCUGCCGAUCUAAGUUUUUGCCAGCAAGAGAAGCUGCCAAUGACCUUCCAGUCCUGUGUGAUCACCAAAGAGUGCCAAGUGUCUGAGUGGUCAGAAUGGAGCCCCUGCUCUAACUCCUGUCGAGACAUGGCAUCCCCUGGAGGUACCCGUGUAAGGACACGGACUAUCAAAGAGUUUCCUAUUGGGAGUGAGAAGAAGUGCCCAGAUCUCAAGGAAAGUGAGCUCUGUGCAUCUCAAGGAGAUGAUGUUACCCCCUGUGCCACAUAUGGCUGGAAAACUACAGAAUGGACAGAAUGCAGAGUAGAUCCUUUGCUCAGUCAGCAAGACAAGAGGAGAGGUAACCAGACAGCGCUUUGUGGAGGAGGCAUCCAGACUCGAGAGGUGUACUGUGUGCAGACCAAUGACAACCUCUUCUCACACUCAAGCUCCCAAAACAAUAAAGAAGCCUCAAAACCAGUGGACUUGAAAUUGUGUACUGGACCUGUGCCUAAUACCACACAGCUAUGCCACAUUCCAUGCCCUACUGAGUGUGAAGUUUCAUCCUGGUCGGCUUGGGGACCUUGUACUUUUGAAAAUUGUAAUGACCAACAAGGCAAAAAAGGUUUUAAACUGAGGAAGCGACGCAUUACCAAUGAGCCCACUGGUGGCCCUGGGGGCACGGGGAACUGCCCUCACUUACUGGAAGCCAUUCCCUGUGAAGAACCAUCCUGCUAUGAGUGGAAAGCAGUGAGGCUUGGAGACUGUGAACCAGAUAAUGGAAAAGAAUGUGGUCCAGGCACUCAAGUCCAAGAGGUCGUGUGUAUCAACAGUGAUGGAGAAGAAGUUGACAGACAGCUGUGCAGAGAUGCCAUCUUCCCCAUCCCUGUUGCCUGUGAUGCUCCUUGCCCCAAGGACUGUGUGCUCAGCAUGUGGUCUGCAUGGUCCUCCUGUUCACACACCUGCUCAGGGAAAACCACGGAGGGGAAGCAGAUCCGAGCACGGUCCAUCCUGGCUUACGCGGGUGAGGAAGGUGGUGUUCAUUGUCCAAAUAGCAGUGCUUUGCAAGAGGUUCGCAGUUGCAAUGACCAUCCCUGUACGGUGUACCACUGGCAGACUGGUCCGUGGGGCCAGUGCAUUGAGGACACCUCAGUUUCAUCCUUCAACUCAACCACAAGUUGGAAUGGGAAAGCUUCUUGUUCUGUCGGCAUGCAAACAAGGAAAGUCAUCUGUGUGCGAGUCAACGUAGGCCAAGUGGGACCCAAAAAAUGUCCUGAGAGCCUCCGGCCUGAAACAGUGAGACCCUGUCUCCUUCCUUGUAGGAAAGACUGUGUUAUGACUCCAUUUAGUGACUGGACACCGUGCCCCUCUUCGUGUAAAGAAGGGGACUCUGGGGUCAAGAAGCAGUCUCGGCACCGGGUCAUCGUUCAGCUGCCAGCCAAUGGAGGCCGCGACUGCACAGACCCCCUCUAUGAAGAGAAGGUCUGCGAGGCCCCUCCAGUGUGCCAAAGCUACAGGUGGAAGACUCACAAAUGGCGCAGGUGCCAGUUAGUCCCUUGGAGCGUGCAACAGGACAACCCUGGGGCACAAGAAGGCUGUGGGCCGGGACGACAGGCAAGAGCCAUUACUUGUCGGAAGCAAGAUGGAGGGCAGGCUGGCAUCCACGAAUGCCUCGGGUAUGCAGGCCCUGUGCCAGCCCUCACCCAAGCCUGCCAGAUCCCCUGCCAAGAUGACUGUCAGUUUACCAGCUGGUCCAAGUUUUCUUCCUGCAAUGGAGACUGUGGAGCCAUUAGGACCAGAAAGCGCACGAUUGUUGGAAAAAGUAAGAAGAAAGAAAAAUGUAAAAAUUCUCAUUUGUACCCGCUGAUUGAGACUCAGUACUGUCCUUGUGACAAAUAUAAUGCACAGCCUGUGGGGAACUGGUCAGACUGCAUUUUACCAGAGGGAAAAGCGGAAGUAUUAUUAGGGAUGAAAGUACAAGGAGACAUCAAAGAAUGUGGGCAAGGAUAUCGUUACCAAGCAAUGGCAUGCUAUGACCAAAAUGGCAGGCUCGUGGAAACGUCCAGAUGUAACAGCCACGGUUACAUUGAGGAGGCCUGCAUCAUCCCCUGUCCCUCAGACUGCAAACUCAGUGAGUGGUCCAACUGGUCUCGCUGCAGUAAGUCCUGCGGAAGUGGUGUGAAGGUUCGGUCAAAAUGGCUUCGUGAAAAGCCAUACAAUGGAGGAAGGCCGUGCCCCAAACUGGACCAUGUCAACCAGGUAUAUGAGGUGGUCCCUUGCCACAGUGACUGCAACCAGUACAUAUGGGUCACAGAACCAUGGAGUGUGUGCAAGGUGACUUUUGUGAACAUGCGAGAUAACUGUGGAGAGGGCGUACAGACCCGAAAAGUGAGGUGCAUGCAGAACACAGCAGAUGGACCUUCUGACCAUGUAGAGGAUUAUCUCUGUGACCCAGAAGAGAUGCCCCUGGGCUCUAGAGAAUGCAAGCUACCAUGCCCGGAGGAUUGUGUGAUAUCUGAAUGGGGUCCGUGGACUCGAUGCGCUUUGCCUUGUAAUCAGAACAGCUUUCGGCAAAGGUCAGCUAUUCCUAUCAGACAUCCUGCCGAUGAGGGAAGAGCCUGCCCUGAUACUGUUGAGAAGGAACCAUGCAACUUGAACAAAAACUGCUUCCACUAUGAUUAUAAUGUAACAGACUGGAGUACAUGUCAGCUCAGUGAGAAGGCGGUUUGUGGAAAUGGUAUUAAGACAAGAAUGCUGGAUUGUGUUCGAAGUGAUGGGAGGUCAGUUGACCUGAAAUAUUGUGAAGAGCUUGGUCUGGAGAAGAACUGGCAGAUGAACACCUCCUGCAUGGUAGAGUGCCCGGUGAACUGCCAGCUUUCUGAGUGGUCUCCUUGGUCAGAAUGUUCUCAAACAUGUGGCCUCACAGGAAAAAUGAUCCGGAAGCGAACAGUGACCCAGCCCUUUCAGGGUGAUGGAAGACCAUGCCCUGGCCUGAUGGAGCAGUCUAAGCCUUGUCCAGUGAAGCCGUGUUAUCAGUGGCAAUAUGGCCAAUGGUCGCCGUGUCAAGUACAGGAUGCCCAAUGUGGAGAAGGAACCAGAACAAGAAACAUUUCUUGUGUAGUGAAUGAUGGGUCAACUGACGAUUUCAGCAAAGUGGUAGAUGAAGAAUUCUGUACUGACAUUGAACCCACCGUAAACGGCAAUAAGAAAAUGGUUCUUGAGGAAAGCUGCACUCAGCCUUGCCCAGGUGACUGUUACCUGAAGGACUGGUCGUCGUGGAGUCUGUGUCAGCUCACAUGUGUGAAUGGUGAAGACUUAGGCUUUGGUGGAAUACAGGUUCGUUCCAGAGCAGUGAUUAUACAGGAACUCGAGAAUCAACAUCUUUGCCCAGAGCAAGUGUUAGAAACAAAAGCAUGUGACGAUGGACAGUGUUAUGAGUAUAAGUGGAUGGCCAGUGCUUGGAAAGGCUCUUCCCGAACAGUCUGGUGUCAAAGGUCAGAUGGUGUGAAUGUGACAGGGGGCUGCUUGGUAGUGCGCCAGCCUGAUGCCGAUAGGUCUUGUAACCCACCAUGUAGCCAACCCCACUCACAGUGUAGCGAGGCGAGGACAUGCAGUUGUGAAGAAGGAUAUACUGAAGUCAUGUCUUCUAAUGGAACACUGGAGCAGUGCACUCUUAUCCCUGUGGUGGUGAUACCCACUGUAGAGGACAAAAGAGGAGAUGUGAAAACAAGUCGGGCAGUGCAUCCAACCCAAUCCUCCAGUAACCCAGCAGGACGGGGAAGGACCUGGUUUCUACAGCCCUUUGGAGCAGAUGGGAGACUAAAGACCUGGGUUUACGGUGUAGCAGCUGGGGCAUUUGUGUUACUCAUCUUUGUUGUCUCCAUGAUUUAUCUAGCUUGCAAAAAGCCAAAGAAACCUCAAAGAAGGCAAAACAACCGGCUGAAACCUUUAACGUUAGCCUAUGAUGGAGAUGCAGACAUGUAAAAUAUUAAUUAUCCUGUCAACAACCAGUUUCAGCUUUCAGACCGUGCAGUAGAUAUUCGGAGGCCACAAAGCUUUCCAAACUGUGUGGAUUAAAAUAAAGCUUAACUUUUUAAAAGAUCAUCAUAAGGAGUGAAAAUCACAGUGCCAUUGAAGAUUUCAAGACAGUACCACUUCCAUAGAGUCCAUCAGCCCUGGGAAUUACAGAUUUAGUUGAAUAUAUGCUGCAUUAUGAGAAUUUCAUCAUCUUUUGUGAAAUUUACCAACUGACAAUUCACCUGGUUCUCUAGAAAUAUAGUGUUGGAAUUGGCCAAUCAGGAUGCCUGAUGCAAGCCUCUGUCUGUGAUAUUAAGCGAUAGUUAAUAUUUUAGCAUGACCUGUUUAAACCAAGAUCUCUACAAUACUAUAUUCAAACACAACAACAUGUAUACUCGGUUGAAUAAAACACAUUAUGUACAUGUUAAUGAUUAAUCUUAAGAAAUAAGCUCUAAACUGAGCAGAAAACUCAGUGAAAAAUUCAACAUCUUGGCGGUGGAUGGUAGCUUUUAUUGACCUGGUUUUCAGAGGCAGAGACUCUUUUGCUUAAGACUUGAUUCUUAUCUUUCCAAAUUACGAAUGCCGGACAUGUACUAGUAUCUUAGAAGAGUCCUUAAUUCAAUAUUUUAUAGUGAUUAUUGUCUGGAAAACUAAUUUGCUUGUGUUAAUAUGUUUCCUCUUUCCCUAAUUUUCAAACUGGUUGCCUGUAUCUUUUUUUGCUACACGGAAGGCACAUUUUUGCACUAUAUUAGUGCAGCAUGAUAGGCACUUAACCAGUAUUGCCAUAGAAACUGCCUCUUUUCAUACGGUAUAAAAACAUCUGUGCUCAGAAUGUCAUGGAGACACUUAAAAGUUUUUGUAUCCUGAAGAGAGUUAAGUUCGGCAAUGGGAUGGAAUAGCUAUUUAUCUGCUGUAGACACUUCAGUACUGCAGGCAUGUGAAAUCAACAAUACGGCAGUAAUUCAAGUGUGUAAGUCCAGAACUCAUUAACCCUCCAAAAUGUGGAUUCCCCUGGUUGGUUUUAUUGUACUUUGAAGGCUGUUUACGACUAGAUUUUUAUAUUUGUUAUCUUUGUUAAAAAAAGAAAAGAAAAGAAAAAAAGAAAAGAAAAAAAAAGAAGCGGAUUGUCUUUUUAAAUUGAGCAGAAGGAGAAAAUAAUGUAGUGAUUUUUGUAACAAAAAGAAAUCAGAAUUGUAUGUUGAUUUUCCUCUUCCCUGAUUUGUUUUCAUCAAUCCUAUUCAAACAUAUUUCAAGAUGUAUAGUUUAGUUUCUUUCAUCAGUAAAAUGUAAAGCAGUGUUUUUAGUGAAUUAUUUAAAACACUGAAAUUCUAAAAAGAAAAAAAAAAGUUGCCCAAGACUACAUUACAUAUCUAGACCAAGGAUGUCAGAUGUUUUCUGUAAAAAAAAGGCCAGAUAAGAACUAUUUCAGACAGGUUUGUGCUGCAGGUUCUCGAUUCUACUGUUGUAGCAGCACUGCCAUAGACAAAACACAACACAUAAAGGAAAGAGCACGACUACUUUCCAAUAAAUCUUCAAGAGUUCAAGAAAAGUCAGGGGAAAGGAUUAAUGCAGCAGUAGAGCACUUAGCUUGCAUGUGUGAGGCUCUGGGUUGGAUCCCCAGAACUGCAUUCAGUAUUUAUAUAUAUAUAUGUAGCCAGCAGGCAGCAUUUGCAGGUCAGAGUUGACUGACCAGUGGUCUAGUUUUUUCACUGCUAACUCUCCAUGAUAUCCUCUUUAGUUUUCCUUCAUUUAUCCUCACACUGUGAUCAGUAUUUAAAGAUUAAAAAGUAAUCCUUCAUUUAUCACUGUACUGAGAUUAGGGACAUAGCUCAGCAGGAAAGCUCCAGCCUUGAAUGUUUGAAGCUCUGGGUUCAAGCCCCUACCACUGCAAAUAAGAAUAAAUUGUCACCAUAUCUUAAGUAGCUAUAUAUAUUUUUUCACAGUUGUAACGCUAGGAACGACCCAGAGAAAAAAUAACUAACUUGGCUGGCUUUUGUAUGAAAAGAAAAUUCAAAGGUGCCAUUAAAAAAGAACAUUUACUUCAAUAGCGUUUGGGAGAGGGAAGGAUAUUUGGUUUUCAGGCCAUUUAAAAAAUAGUGCAACAAGCUAUUUUAAUCUUAAGCAUAGUUAUGUUGGUCUAACAGUGGUUUGAAAUGUGUAGUUUUACUUAAUACUAGGGUUUGAACUCCCCCUACUGUUCACUAGAAUAUUUUCAAAGAUUACGAAGGACAUGUUAAGAUACCAUUGUUUCAGAAAUGAACAGAUUUUUAUAAAUUUUUUUGAAUAGCAAUUAAAUGUAGUGUUGAGUUCUCAUUCAAUAUUCACUGUUUUAGGCCAUCUAAAUCAUUUUACAGUGAACAAUCAGAAUGGUAAGAAUUAAAACCAAGUAUUUAAAUAAGGAAAUUCAUAAAAAUAUUUUUCAUCUGUCAUUGAUAAAGAAGAGAAAGAUAAUAUUAAAAAGAACCUGUGAUUGUCAAUAUUUAUAACUCAGGGGUCUGCUAAGUAAUCCCCAAUUUGGUCUUUUUAAAUAAAAGAAACUCCAUUUUCUCCAAAAUAGUUGAGAGUGGCAGUUAUGUGAGGCUAUGUGAGGAAUUCAAAUAAUUACUUGAUAAAAUGUGGGCAGCACGUAAUAAUUUUGAAUUUAUUAAAUAAAAUAAAGUGUUUCUACUUAGGCUAUGCUUAUCCUGUACAUUGUCAUUAAUUCAUAAGGUGAAUUGAAAUUCUUACCUAUGUAAGAAUUACAUAAGUCAAAAUUUUAAAUAUUAUUAAAAACAGGAUUUUACUUGUAAACAGAUUACUUUUACAGAACUACCUGUAUGGAGUAGGUUCAAUAUAAUCUAAAACUAGGGAACAAGUUAGAAGUUAAUUACUAGGAUAAAUAUUGAAUAGCCUAAAUACUGAGUAGCCUCUUGUUAGAACGAAGAAGAGAGGGAAAGUUAGCUGACUGGCUAUUUUGGUCAAGUGAAGUUUAUUGUCUUAGUGUUUAUAACAUGAAAAUGGCCUUAUUUUUGUUCUUGGCAUCAGUCAAUGAGGACUUAAAAACUUUCCUGGAAUUUCAUCAAAACCUUAUUCCUCCUUUUCUAAGAAUUCAGAAGGGGAAUACAGUAGUAACUUAUCUAUUGAUACUUUUGCCUUAUAAAACGGUCUGGGAGCUCACAAAGAUUAAGAAUUGUUUGAGGGUUCAGAUGUGGCUAAAUGAUAAAGCACAGACCUUGCCUUCUUGAGAACCUUGGUUUGAUCCCCAGCACAGCAAAAGAAAAAAAAAUGUUUUUCUUUCAGCAUUAUGCUCUGCUUUAUGUGUAAGAAACAAAAUAUUGAUACUGUAUUAAGAUACAUUGUUAGACUGUUUCAAUAGUAACCACAUAGGCAUAGCAUAACUAAUGUCUCCUGAGAAGCAUUGAAUAGCUCCCUCAUCGAUACCUAAUCUAGGAUAUUGGUCAUAAUUUUGAUUUCAAAGUCAUUCUAAUAACACUAGAGCAUAGCUUAAGCUAAUUUGAAAAGUGCAUAUAGUUUAUAAUGACUUAGAACAAAGCACAAAUUAUAAGACACUGGUAGGCUCUGUGAAAAAUUAGUAAUGACUUUUGUUUAAAUAUGUACCUAAGACAGUCAAGAAAAAAAGGAGAAUGUUGAACUAGUGACAAUAUCUUGUAGACAUGUCACCCUACUCUAUAUUUGUUUUUCUGGGUGAUUCAUAUCUUUCCUUUUGUGUCUUAGGCCAUGUUUUCUUUACACUCCUCAUUCAUUCUCAGGUCAGUAGCAAUGGUCAUUGUGAUUCAAUAAAAUCCCUCCUAAGUGUCUUGACAUUUCAAGGAAAAGUCCCGUUUUUAGGGCUUCUCAGAGGAAGGAAACAACAUCUCUCACAAUUUUUUUAUACCCUCUAACUCCUCUGUCCUUUGAGCCUUCCUAACAUAUUUUUUCUCCCUUCACAAUUAAUCUUGCCUACUUCCCUCAGGACUACCUUCUACAAAACAUGCUGAAGAUUUUAAAAAUCAAAGAAAUAAGUGAACACCUAUAUAUCCUUCCUAUAGAAGUCAAAGCAUCACUUGGUGAGCUUUUUAACUUAAACAAAAUGUACUGGUCAAAGACACAAAUGAAGUGAUAAGAAAAGACAGGGAAAAUAUGUUUCUCCCCGCCAAAAAAAAAAAAAAGGAGACCAUUUCUAAAAUAAAAUGGCCAACACCCACAGUCACUUUCCCCUCCUAAUCGGCCUGUCUCCACCUCAUUCACAUCCAACCUUGCAUCUGAUUCACCACCAGAAAGAAGUCGCCAUUCUUAGACUGAAUGGGAGUCUGACUUGAUUUGCAAAAGCCAUGCUCUCAAAAUGAAAUCUGAGGUCUCACAAUUUGUCAAUGUGUAACCAAACUUCAAUGCAAUGCUUGUUCUAUUUUUUCCUCUAAGAAUGGGAGUGUUGAUAGGUGGGGAGACCAUAAACAAAUCUGGAAGGAAUCUUACAAGAGUGAAUUUUUCUGAGAAUAAUUUAGGUGUGAGAACUCAAACAACCACCUGCUGCUCUGGUCUCAUUCUCAGACAGCCUUGAUGUGGAGUAGGACUUUGAACAUCUGAGACUGAAGAAUUAGUUUAUAAAAGGUUUUGCAGUAUGACAUGAUAAUUCUGUGGGUGGGGGAAGGCUGGUUAUAUCUACAUUCUUGAAUGAGUAAAAUAUAUAAUAAAUGGAGUUAAUUUUUGUGCUUUCCCUACUAAGCCAGAUUUUUAAACAGUAUAUAAAAAUUUUUUAGUUUGUAUUAAUUAAGGUUUUACCAACCAAAAAUCUCUAAUUUAUUCAUAAUAUUUUUGGCUGUCAAUCUUACUGUUACGUUUGUAGAUUUUUUUCAAGCAAUGGUUUCUAGAUCACCUACUUUGAAUUCUGAUUAAACUUUUCCCAACUAUUUUUUAGAAAUCUGAAUUUAUUUUUAAAAAAUGAACAUUAAAAUUAAUCUUUUCAGUACUUUUCCUGCCUAUUUCUAGCACAGCAAUUUGAAGAGGUCAAAAUUUAUCACUGCACAAUCUAACCUUAUUAAAUUUGCAAUGUCUUUCUAUAAAUUUUAAUUCUCUAGAUGUUUUUUAUUUAAUUACAUAAAUAUUUAUUUUGUUUAAAUAGAAUACAUAUGUGUAAGAUGUUUUGUUAAUAUUGCUUUAUAAAUCUUGUACUGUAAUUUAUUUUAAAUUAUGUUCAUUUCUUUUUUAACACACAAAAUGUCUGUACAAUUAACAACGGAUUUGCAAAUAAUGUCACUAAGCUUUAUUCAGUUAAUACAGAUGGCACGUGAAGAUGUAAUACGCUUUUUUUACAUUUUCAUAUGGGUUAUUUGUAAAUAUGUUGCUGACAAACAAGGAAGUCAUUUUCAUUCUAA
Messenger RNA from Sorex araneus (European shrew), 10776 nucleotides. It is a transcript of the gene THSD7A, whose product is annotated as thrombospondin type 1 domain containing 7A. The record is from RefSeq and is a predicted model, not a curated record. The transcript has 27 exons. Gene Ontology annotation, biological process: actin cytoskeleton organization. Gene Ontology annotation, cellular component: plasma membrane. NCBI's taxonomy places the organism in Eukaryota, Metazoa, Chordata, Mammalia, Eulipotyphla, Soricidae. The coding region runs from base 467 to 5392 and encodes 1641 amino acids.